Molecule: messenger RNA, 972 nt
Organism: Protobothrops mucrosquamatus (brown spotted pit viper)
Lineage: Eukaryota; Metazoa; Chordata; Lepidosauria; Squamata; Viperidae
Gene: NXPH4
Product: neurexophilin 4
Exons: 3
Coding region: 1-972 (323 amino acids)
Molecular function (GO): signaling receptor binding
Source: RefSeq, a predicted model, not a curated record
AUGGCAGCGGCUAGGCGCGGGCAGAUUGAGGUGGAAGCCCGGGACGAGACGCGCGUUCUCCCCUCGCGCCUCUUUGGCCGAAAGCAAAACACCCGCUCGGUCCCCUUCGAGCAGCUGAUCGGCCCAGCCGAGGCCGCCAGCGCGACUUUUGCCCGCGUUCGUGCCCGGGACUUCUUAGUGGAGCAGCUGUCGGGUUCCGCUCGGGUUGUAUGUGCCGAGGGCCAUGUAACCAAGACCCUGAACUAUCUUGAAAUGAGUCCUUCGAGUGUCUUGAAGACUGGACCAUAUGGUAGCUCUUUCAAACCCCACCCACUCAGCCCUGGACGGAUAUUUUCCAAUGAGCCAUCCAAAGCCAAGCUGGACCCUUUUGGUGGUGCACUGAGUCCGUGGGACUGGACCAAGAAUCAGACAGCCAUGGAGCACUUCAAUCAGCGAGCCAAAAGGAAGCCCUCAAUGAAGGCAGGUCGUACCAAGAAAAUCUUUGGAUGGGGGGACUUUUAUUUCAACAUCAAGACCUUGAAGUUUAGCCUCCUUGUGACAGGCAAGAUUGUGGAUCACAUUAAUGGUACCUUCAGUGUCUAUUUCCGACACAACUCCUCCAGCCUGGGCAAUGUUUCAGUAAGCAUUGUGCCACCCACCAAAGUUGUAGAAUUUGAUGUCUUGGUUCCUCCUAUCCCCACCCAACAUCUCCAUCCCCAGCAGUCCACUUUAGCUGAGCCGAAGGAAUCUAAGACUUUCAAUUGUCAUGUGGAGUAUGAGAAGACCAACCGGGCACGCAAGAAUAAGCCCUGCCUGUACGAUCCAUCCAAGAUCUGUUUCACUGAGCAUACACAGAGCCAUGCAGCCUGGCUCUGUGCUAAACCGUUCAAGGUCAUCUGCAUCUUCAUCUCAUUCUUCAGCAUUGAUUACAAGCUGGUUCAGAAAGUCUGUCCAGACUAUAACUUCCAGAACGAGAAUCCUUACUUUGGCUGA